UAAUAUAUAUGUAUGCGUCAACCUGUCGUUUUGUCAACUGAUUUCUACAUACCUAAAAAAUGUUAAAUGACCUGAUAUUUAAAAUAACCGUUAUCGUUAUCGAUUGACUUAAGUCAAUUUUGGCAGCGGGCGAAAUUGAAGGAAACUUACAAACGAAAUUAAAAAAAAAAUUUAAGAUAUAUAUAUAUGGACAUAAGCCCUAAGAUGAUAGAGAACAUAAACGACGAUUGCCAACUCAUCAUUAUCAACUACUUGGACUAUCAAUCACAAUAUUUUCUAUGGGCGUCCUCAAAGUUCUUCGCUCCCCGAUUACAUAGAAAUGUCAGUGAUGUUCUUCAACGCAAAUCAAGCCAUGUUUUAGACUAUAAGUACAUGUUUCUCAAGAACAGUGGGCACAAUUCAAAUAAGCUGGAGGAUGCCUUUCUAAGUACCAUUUGCUCAACGGUACAACAUAUGGAACUGAAAUCAGUUACUAUGAAACACUUGCAACACUUGAUGCUGCACAGCUUUCCAUGCAUUCGAUCGCUAGAAUACAAACUGGAUAAAGUAGAUGGAUGUGAAUACAGUCGAGCUCUAAAGCUGCUAGUGGAUCGCUUUCCUGGAAUCACAUCGUUUAAGCCGUUUGGGCCAGUAAACUGUGGAAUAAUGGAAAAGUGGAAAUUCUUGGAGGAGCUGGAGUCAAAUAAGCGCAGCGUCUUGGAUAAGGGAGUAUCACUGCAUACAUUUCAGCAGUUGGAGCACCUAACAGUUAAUAUGCACUUCUUAAGGACCGCCUCCAUUGUUAGCGUCUUAAACUUGCCAAAGCUUCGUACGUUUAGUUUCUCGACUGAAAGUCCACAAAAUAGAGCCCUCUUACCUAAGAUUCUUAAACAGCGACCAGAGGACAUAUGUAAAUUGACCUUCAGAUUUAUCGACUGGACUUGGUCGCUGGAAUCUCUGCUACUGCUGAAAAACUUGCGCCAGUUGACGUUAAUAGAAGAUUUUUUUAAGAGAGGACACUUUCAAAGGUUGGUUAGUAACUUGCCAGUAUUGGAACAAGUGAACAUGAUUGGAGGCCAAUUUUGGCACUACGAAAUGGACCUCUGGGAAGCUGUCGCCAGCUGCAGCUCUCUCAAAGUUUUAAAUUUUUCUAACACGCUGAUUGAGGAUGACUUUUAUGAUUCGAACAGACACUUCAUGUACCAAGCAUUGAACAAUCGCUCACAGCCCCUUCUGAUGCAUUGUUAUAAUACUGGCCAGGACUUACGUGAUCCUGCCGAAUAUCAGUAUCUGAUCAGUAAACAUUUCAAUCAUCCAAAUUUGAUAGUCUCGUUUGAGAAACUACCAGUGGAGGAAAUUCCUUUCCAAUAUACAAAAAUAGAGUUUGCACAAACUUAAUUGGCUUAUGAAACCUCUUUAGAAAAUAUAAAUGCUUUUAAGAUAAGAUAACAGAUGAACUGGACCACGAAAUCUAAGCUUUCGUAUUUUCUUUAUGAUCGUUAAUCAGCCAAGACUGUAACACUGUAGCGGCAUUUAAAAAUAAUGAAUUUUCUAACUAUAUGAAUGCAAAUACUGAAUAUUAAAUAUAUUUUUGUAA
Drosophila mojavensis is the source of this 1576-nucleotide messenger RNA. RefSeq lists its product as uncharacterized. The coding region runs from base 187 to 1377 and encodes 396 amino acids. NCBI's taxonomy places the organism in Eukaryota, Metazoa, Arthropoda, Insecta, Diptera, Drosophilidae. The record is from RefSeq and is a predicted model, not a curated record. The transcript is spliced from 2 exons.